Glossina fuscipes is the source of this 2066-nucleotide messenger RNA. It is a transcript of the gene Uev1A, whose product is annotated as ubiquitin-conjugating enzyme E2 variant 1. The record is from RefSeq and is a predicted model, not a curated record. Gene Ontology annotation, cellular component: nucleus. NCBI's taxonomy places the organism in Eukaryota, Metazoa, Arthropoda, Insecta, Diptera, Glossinidae. Gene Ontology annotation, biological process: protein K63-linked ubiquitination; DNA damage tolerance. Bases 334 to 642 code for a protein of 102 amino acids. The transcript is spliced from 4 exons.
AAUUUGCUAUAAUUACUACAGCACCCACCGCCCAUUCGAUUUGACAGUCUUUGUUUUAGUGGACAGUUUGAUUUCAUACGAAUAAAUGCUUAUGCGCCGGAGGAACACGAAGAGCUAUGAUUAUAUAUCUUCAAUUAUUACUCUGCGUGAAAGACCAGUUUUGCCCUUCGUCUCAUUGUUGUAGAAAUAAUUAAUUAAGGCUCGCAUCGUUUGUUUACAGUAUAAUAUUUAAUAGUGGUUCCAAGAAAUUUCAGGCUACUGGAAGAAUUAGAUCAAGGCCAGAAAGGUGUGGGUGAUGGUACCAUAUCUUGGGGUCUUGAAAAUGAUGAUGAUAUGACCCUCACAUACUGGAUCGGCAUGAUCAUAGGUCCUCCUAGAACUCCUUAUGAGAAUAGAAUGUAUUCCUUAAAGAUUGAAUGUGGCGAGCGAUAUCCUGAUGAACCACCUACGAUAAAAUUCUUAACAAAAGUUAAUAUUAAUUGCAUUAAUCAGAAUGGUGUGGUUGAUCCUAGAUUAGUACCCAUGCUGACACGAUGGAAUCGUGAAUAUACAAUUAAGUCAUUAUUACAAGAAAUACGUCGGAUUAUGACUUGCAAAGAGAAUCUUAAAUUGGCGCAACCACCAGAAGGCACCUGUUUUUAGUUGAGCAAAGCAUUUACAAUAAUAGCCGCAACAACAAGAAAUACUAAAAUGAAAUUAACAUCAUCCUUAAGUAAAAGUAAAACAACUACAAUAACAGCACUAACAACAGCAACAAAUUUGACCUAAACAAACAGUGGCUGGUAAAAACAAAAACGCUUCAAAAGUCACACAUACACACACUUUCUAAGAAGCAUAACUUUUUUUUAUUGGAAAUGCGAAAACGAUGAUUUCUUUUUCAUAACAGCUUGCCCUAAUUAAAGAACGGUUUUGCUGUUUAAUUUUGUCAUCAUAACCAUUUUUCAAAAAUUUUUAUUACAUGAAUUGCAAAACUCAUUUUUAUUUAAAAAUUAUAAAAAUAACGGAUUCUUCUUUAACUUCUUAACCUGAUGAUGAAGAACAAAUAAAACAAAAUGCUGCUGUUGCCUCUAUUAAGCCUAAGGUGAUUAAAAAGUAAUCAGUUAUCAUGUGUGUGUAAACAAAGAAAAACAAAACAAAACGGGUGACUUACAGUGUAGGGUAACGGUUGGUUAAAUUAAUGAAAUAAACUGUUAACACUGUUGCCUUUUUUUGACGAUAGUCAACGUCAACAUUAUUGUUUAAUGAUAAUCGUAAUGAUAUAUCGAAAGCUAACUCGAAGAAAAAAGUGGAAAACCAAUAAAAACAAAUUACUAUUACUAAUAUUACAUAUUGUGUAUAACAUUGUCAUUGCCGUCUUAACAUGUUGCAUUUAUAUUUGUUGUUCAUUUCACAAAUAAAGAACAGCACUGCAACAUGUAUUGAAAAGCAAGUAAUGUUUGCAGAAACAAUACGACUACACUCUCUUUUUAAGUAGCGUAUUAACUUGCGAGUCUAUGUAAUUAAAUUAUUCUUAAAUAAUUACGAAUUACAUAAUAAAAAUGCUAAAUUAAUAAUAAUAUAUAUACAUUUAUAUAUAGAUACGUAUAAAGGUUUUUCCCUCUCUGCCAGGUUGCAAUAAAGAAAAAUUGACAGCAGUGUAGAAAAAUUUACGAGAUUAAGUUUUUCUUUAAAAAAAGAAGGAUAUGAAACUGAUAUUUUGCAGUGGAUAAAAUAAAUCUACAGGAAUUUCGCUAAAAUUAGGGAAAAUAUAAAGCAGUGAAAUUUUUUAAAUAAUUUAAUGAAAAAAUCACACUACUUAUUUGCAUGCUUAUAAUAGUGUGUGUAUGCAUGGAUUGUGAAUUGGAAAAAAAAUGGGUUUUUAAUAAAUUGUCAUAAGGGGCUGUAGAGCUAGAAAAGAAUUUCAUUUCAAUUACAAUGCAAGCUAUUGCAAUUCUAGAUAUUUAUCUUUCCUUAUUUUCUACUUCCUCUCAUACCUUCUAUGUACCACGAAUUUUAUUGAGUUUUUAAUUUUCAAUAUAAUUCAAAUCAAUUUUACAAUUUUUAAGCAAUUUUUUGAAGAAACAAGU